Messenger RNA from Aplosporella prunicola CBS 121167, 1323 nucleotides. RefSeq lists its product as uncharacterized. The record is from RefSeq and is a predicted model, not a curated record. Lineage: Eukaryota; Fungi; Ascomycota; Dothideomycetes; Botryosphaeriales; Aplosporellaceae. The transcript is spliced from 2 exons. Bases 1 to 1323 code for a protein of 440 amino acids.
AUGAGACUUCAAGAACCUUUUGAGUCUCAGUUAAAAUACGCGACGCUGAGCUAUUGCUGGGGUCCUGCGCUUCCAUUACGAACCACAUCAAAGACUUUGGCCGACCACAAAGAUGGGAUCCCGUUGCAUAACAUGCCGCAGAUUGAUGCGCUCUGUAUCAUUCAGGAUAGCACUGAAGACUGGGAAACAGAGUCGGUGAAGAUGAGCGAUAUCUUUGCUUAUUCGUUUAUCACAAUCUGUGCGGCUGCAAGCAACUCAUGUUCUGAAAGCUUUCUUAAAAGGUCUAUCGAUCACUCUUUAAUUGUACCUUUCCAGUCAUCGCUUAGGCCCGAAAUAUCUGGAGAAUACUCAAUUCGGCUGGAAAGAUGGUCGGAAUACCCAGAAGGUUCUGACAUAAGGUUUUCAAAAUGGCGAUCACGCGCAUGGGUGUGGCAAGAGGAAGUUAUGGCAACCAGAGCGCUCAUGUUUGGCAAAAGUAUGCUGCAAUUCCGGUGCCAAGAGGAAAUCCGCGCCGAAGAUGGACACGUUAAAAGCCCAAGUCUGUGCUUAAGAAAGGAGUCCACUAAUGAGUGGUUUUGGUCUAAGGCGAUAUCCGACUACUCUGCGAGAGACAUUACCUUCACUCGUGAUAGGCUAAGCGCCAUUUCUGGCAUAGCCAAGUUCAUGAGCAACGCAUUCACAGAAGCGCGUGUUCCACAAAAAUACCUUGCAGGGCUAUGGCUUGGUCGUUCGUUCGAGAAACAAUUGCGCUGGGUCUGCAACAGACCUAAGUUCUCGUAUGAGAUGAUGGCAUCCUUAUGGGAUAAGGAGGUGUAUUUUGCGCCAUCUUGGAGCUGGGCUUCAAGGAACACAGGUGUGGAUUUUCUUCACUUCGGAGGCUCGACCGAAUGCCAAGUCGUCGCUCAUGACCUGCAACCCGCUGAAACUGACGCAACGGUUGCUGUUAAAUUUGGAUCAUCCAUUACUGUUCGUGGGAAGCUUCGACAAUCUCCCCUAACGCCGCUUGACGGAGCUUUCAGCUCUAAUGCGGAUGGAUUGCAUAAUAGAUGGGAGGUUGAUAGUUCCGAAUUCGGGCAUUUUCGUUUUUGGUUGGAUUGGGUCCCCAGCGUGGAGGCCUCAAGUGAAAGAGCUCUCCAGAAUCGUCUUCAGCUUCUUUCUACCACAUGGAAACUCGAUAAAUGGAGAUUUUCAGCUUCAGGCCUUCUACUCACUCCGUUUCAUUGGCCUAUAAAGCCAGUUUAUCGCCGAGUUGGGGUAUUUGAAGUAAGUGGUGACCUAAAUUGGUUAAUGGAGGCUCCGGACUCAGAUGUUACUAUUAUGUAA